Messenger RNA from Exophiala mesophila, 1243 nucleotides. RefSeq lists its product as uncharacterized. The coding region runs from base 45 to 599 and encodes 184 amino acids. NCBI's taxonomy places the organism in Eukaryota, Fungi, Ascomycota, Eurotiomycetes, Chaetothyriales, Herpotrichiellaceae. The record is from RefSeq and is a predicted model, not a curated record. The transcript has a single exon.
CUUGAGUCACCACCAUUCGUUGACACUUCCGUACUAAUACAACUAUGGCAUUUAAUGCCAAAAAUCUUCAUUACGACAAGCAAGAGCCUGCAUUUCUCCGACGGCUCAAAGGUCAAUUUGGAGGAGAUGACGGCAGACACAAUGUGCAAAUAGCGCGACCAAAGAGAGAUAGACUAAAGACUGCAGAUGAUGACGACGAUCCCUUGAUUGUGGAUGAACAAGGAGAGACAGUGGCAAAGGAAGAGUACGAAAGAAGAUUGAAAGGAGAGGACGUUGAUCCCACCGCUGAGGCCGACGGUGAAGCUUCCAAGAAGGCACCAGAUUCUCAAACAGAACAGGACGCUGGUCAAGCUGAGAGGCAAAAGGUGACUGGGAUUGGCGACUCCAAAGCCAAAAAGAGAAAGGUUGGCAAGGUUGUGGGAGGGGAUGGGCAGGAUGAGGUUUCUGGGCCGUCAAGUGUCAAGGAACAGGAUGCGGGUGCAGAGAAGGGUGUUGCGUCCAGCAAGGAGGCUGAGAAGGUAAAGGGUCAGGAUGCGCCUGUCACCAAGAAGAAGAAGGCGAAGAAGAUCAAACUCUCGUUUGAUGAGCCUGACGAUUGAGGAUGAUUUGGCAUUGGCUUUUCUAUGCUUGGGAAAUUCUAAAGAGUCUCGAACGACGCUAUUUGCGGCAAAAUCAAAUGUCGACACAUGGCCAUGCACUGAAACAUAAGGGCAUUACAUCUCUUGCAAUCAGCUCAUUUCACGCAUGAUACGAGCAACCUCACGGCGAGCGAAUUUCUCUCUCUCGGAGGGCGACAUUUCCGAACCCGCUUCACGAAUGGCCACCACUCUCUCCAUCAGAGCCGGAAACUGGUCGACUUGAUCCUCCUGAUCAUCCUGCAACUCGCCUGUCUGGCCUGCUUCAUCACUAGCAUCGGUCAUCGAGAGCUUCAACUCCAUCAUCUCUCGCUGCAACUCAGCAUCCAGUCCAGCCAUUCGACCCGCACCAGGCACUUUUGUGAGAUUGAACGAAUCAAGACCUGAAUCCGAAUCGCCAUCACCGUUGGCAAAAUCGAUCUCUCCAUCGUCAUCUCCAUCGCCAAGAUUAGGCGAAGCGGACCAAUCGACACCUUCGAGCACCUCAAUCACACGCGCUAUUCCUGUCCUCUCUCCAUAUUCAUUACGGGGCGCAUCCUUCUCAUGGAUCUUCUCAAGAUCAGACUCUGCAUUCCAUGAGACAAAGUCCCACCCCAAAAUCCCUCGGU